CACUAAGGAUGCAUUCAAACGUGCUUAGCUCGUCUGCGGGGUCUUCAUUAGGUAGGUGUCCAGGUAUUGCUCAGCUGUGAUGGGUUGCGGGGAACUUCAAGUUCCGAAGAGAUUAUAGCCAGAGGUUGUAUUGUAUAGAUGUAUACCGAAGCUGUCUUUCAAAUCGAGAAAAAGACUAAUAGCUGACGUUCACAAUAAUCUUACCUACUUACUAAGUACAUACCAAGUUUAUACUAUAAAUUUGUGCGAGAAGCAGAUUAACGCUUCAAUGUUGAAUCAAGUAUCGUUCGGCCAGCUCCUGGCGCUUGGUGUGCUGUCGCUCGCAUGCGGCCUGGUCUAUUACACAAUUCAAAGGACGAGGCACGAAUAUCGCAUUCGAAAAAUAGGGGGAGUACAUGCGCCCUGCCUCGCAUCGAAUUUUCUCACAGUCACGCCGUGCUUCCUUGGUACAGCCAAGGCCCAGAUGAGGAACCAACUCUUAGAGAGGUUUGAUAGCUUCUUCGACCAGGCAACGCCCGAGUGUCCGAACUGUGUUGAGUUCCAAGCUAGGCCGAGAGAGAGAUAUCUAGUCACCAGAGACCCAGAACACAUCAAAGCUGUGCUUACUACCCAAUUCUCCGAAUUUGGCAAGGGACCGGCAUUUCAUGACUUAUGGCGACCCUUCCUCGGUGACAGUAUCUUCACAACUGAUGGCCAACUCUGGCACGACAGUCGCAGCUUGAUCCGACCAAUGUUCGUUAGAGAUAGAGUCAGCGACCUGGCGACAUUCGAAAGAUGGGUGUCCAUGCUCCUCUCAAAGCUCCCACCAUCAGGCCAGGCGGUCGAUAUCAUGGACCUUUUCUAUCGAAUGACUCUUGACAUCACCACAGACUUCCUUCUCGGGGCGAGUGUCGAUAGUUUGAGCAACCCCCAGAGUGAAUUCGCCAAAGCCUUCAACGAUGUCCAAAGAACGCAGAUGAUGGUGACUGCCGUUGGACCGUUCGAGGUUUUAUUCUCCCGCCGUCGCUACAAGGAAGGGAUUAAGACGAUUGAUCGUUUUGUGAUGCCCUAUAUCGAGCAAGCGUUGGCACUGCCGCAGGAAGAGCUUGAGAAGUUAUCGAACUCUGACAAGCACUUUACGUUUCUGCAUAGUAUCGGGAGGUAUACGCGUAAUAGACAGGUCCUCCGCGACCAGAUCAUCGCUGUGCUCCUAGCCGGACGGGACACGACGGCUGCAACUCUGUCAUGGGCUUUCUACCAGCUUUCACACUACCCCGACCAGUUCAAGAAGCUCCGCGACGAGGUCAUCAACUCGGUCGGUCGUACGGGGACUCCUACAUAUGAGAGUCUCAAAGACAUGCCUUACCUCAGACAUACCUUGAACGAGACGCUGAGGCUGUACCCUGCAGUGCCGUACAAUCUGCGAAGCGCACUAGAAGACACGACGCUGCCUACGACACCAGGCAACCCUCCCAUUGCGGUGGUGAAAGGGGAUGUCGUGAUCUACAGCGCUCUCUCGAUGCAGAGACGAAAGGACUUGUACCCCCCAACAUCGGAGAAGUUUGAGGACCCCGAUAUAUUUUCCCCUGAGAGGUGGGAAAACUGGACCCCAAAGCCGUGGCACUACGUACCCUUUAACGGAGGGCCACGCAUAUGCGUAGGACAGAACUUCGCCAUGACGGAGAUGGCAUAUUGUAUCAUCAGGAUUCUCCAGAAAUAUGAUCGUCUUGAGUACCGUCAAGAUUGGCACUCGCAGCGACACGAAGCAGAGAUCGUUGGCAAGCCAAGCCAGGGCGUUAAAGUUGCUCUAUAUGAAGAAAACGUAAAGCCGGACAAUAAUCCAGAGCCAUUAGGCAUUUAGGCGGUUCCAAGGAUCUUUCAUGAGUGUUCUGGGUGGAUGAGUCUUACAAUUUGGACCUUCUCCUUAAUCACCCCUUUUUCCCUCUCCUU
Messenger RNA from Hypoxylon fragiforme, 1929 nucleotides. RefSeq names its product cytochrome P450 monooxygenase CYP539B5. NCBI's taxonomy places the organism in Eukaryota, Fungi, Ascomycota, Sordariomycetes, Xylariales, Hypoxylaceae. The transcript has 6 exons. The coding region runs from base 269 to 1840 and encodes 523 amino acids. Gene Ontology annotation, molecular function: oxidoreductase activity, acting on paired donors, with incorporation or reduction of molecular oxygen; iron ion binding; heme binding. The record is from RefSeq and is a predicted model, not a curated record.